AUGCCGUAUCUCGCUUCCUCUGACACUUACCACUCCCUUCCGCUUCCCCCGCACCUCCCCCCUUUCCCUCCAUAUUCCCUGACUCUACACACAACCCCCAAUUCCCCCCCCCUCCACCCUGCGCUUGCGCUUCCCUCCUGGUUCCGCCGUUACCCCCAUGGGCGGGCAGGCGAUGGUGGCGGCGAUAAAGGUGGAGGUGAUGGCGCCCUCGGAGGACCGACCCACGGCAGGCGCUCUGCGUGCUGGUAUCGUGCGACCUACCGCCCAUCUGCUCAGCAGCAGUGCGGCCUGGCCGCCCCCCAGACAUGGCGCACACCAUCUCGCACCACCUCACCUCCCUACUCACCAGGUAACAGCCCACCCUCCCACCCGCCACCUCUGCUCUCUCCUGCUAUUUCUUCUGCGCUCCCUCCUGCUCUCUCCUGCUCGUUCUUGCUCUCUCCCACAUUGCUGUCACCACCGCUACCACCCAAUGCCUCCACACGCCAAUAUACUCUUCUUUCGUUUCCCUCGCCCAUCCCCACACGCGCCUUCUCCCACACGCGCCUUCUCCCACACGCGCCUUCUCCCACACGCGCCUUCUCCCACACGCGCCUUCUCCCACACGCGCCUUCUCCCACACGCACCUUCUCCCACACGCGCCUUCUCCCACCCAUUCACAGCGCCGCGUGUGUGGAUCUCACGCACCUCUGCAUUGUGCCGGGCAAGGCUGCAUGGGCCAUCUGGCUGGUGCGUGCUGCCUUCUCCCAUGCCCUCUCCCCACUACCCACGCAUUGUCCAUGCCCUACCCAUGCUCUCCCUUACUUUCUGUCUCUGUGUCGUGCCGGGCAAGGCUGCAUGGGCCAUCUGGCUGGUACAUGCUGCCCUCUCGAACCCCCCCCACCCCCUGUCCUGUCCCCUCCCCCCCCACUCAAUGCGGCUCAUGCACUCAACCCCACUCAAUGCUUCUCCCCUCCCACUCUCCCCUCUCCUCCCCUCUCUCCGUCCCCCAUUUCUCCCUUCCCCAGCAGCAUGCCUCAACUAAUUCCUCCCUCAAACCCUCACUCCUUCACCCCUCUCGCUCAACAACUCCCCCGUCCUCCCUUUCUCUCCCAUCCCUCCAACCCUUUCCGCCCAUCAGGACAUAUGACCCUCCCUGCGGUUGAUGUGGUGGCGAAUGGAAAGGUCUUUCUGCAUUCGCAGCAGGGCGCACAGGCGGAUGGGGGGCGCACAGGCAGCGAGGGGGAGGGCGGCGGGGGAGGCAGGGGUGACGGGGAGGGGGUAAGUACUGAGGAGGGGAGGAGGGACAGGGGCGGAGGAGAGGGCGAAGAAGCAGGUGUGGAAGGUGGGAAGGGAGCAGAGCGGGACGGGGAUGGGUUGGUGGUGGAGCAGACAGUAGAAGGGAGGAGACUGGAGCUGCAGGCGCUGCCAUUGGCCCAGACUGUGUGCUUGUAUGGGGGGCACCUGCUGGUUGAUCCUACAGCAGAGGAAGAGCGGCUGGGGAGUGGCAGUAACAAUGUGAUUAUAGCGAUGGAUAUGAUGGCGCGGGAGGAGGGGUCAGGGGCUGGGAAGGGUGCAGAGGAGGAGGGGGAGAAGGGAGGGGGAGGGAAGGGGGAGCGGAAAGGAGUGGGGAAAGGGGGAGGAGUGGGUGACGGAGGAGAGGAGCUGUUACUGGUGUUUAAGGCGGGAGGCUCAACAAGACUAACAGCAGCAGGCAUGCAGGACUGCAUUGCAGCAGCAGCGGUGAAUUUGAGAGAGAGGAGAACCGCUUUGCUGGACGCAUUGGCUGAGGCAGAGAAAGGGGAGGAGGAGGAAGAGGAGGAUGACGUGGAGGAAGGGGAGGAGGGGGAAGAGAUGGAGAACUGA
Closterium sp. Naga37s-1 is the source of this 1845-nucleotide messenger RNA. The record is from the annotation of a GenBank genome assembly. NCBI's taxonomy places the organism in Eukaryota, Viridiplantae, Streptophyta, Zygnematophyceae, Desmidiales, Closteriaceae.